UUUCUGGUCUAGGAAGGAUAGAAGGUGACUACAAAAUCCGCCUGAAAGAGGAUGCUGUCCCCUAUGCCCUUACCCCCCCCUGCUCGGUGCCUAUCCCUUUAUUGGGCAGAGUAAAGGAAGAGUUGGGGAGGAUGGAAGAAAUUGGGGCGGUGUCUAAAAUAGAGAGUCUCACAGAUUGGUGUGCAGGGAUGGUGGUGGUCCCAAAAGCCAAUGGAGACAUAAGGAUCUGUGUGGACAUGACUAACUUGAAUGAGGCACUCUGCAGAGAGAGAGGCACUCUGAGCAGUCACUGGCUCAGUUGGAUGGCUCACAAGUCUUCACAAAGCUGGAUGCCCGCUCAGGUUUCUGGCAGAUACCGCUGUCAUCAGUGAGUAGGGCGCUCACAACGUUUAUAACACUGUUUGGCCGUUACUGUUUGAAUGUUUUGCCAUUUGGAAUCGCUUCCGGUCCUGAGCAUUUCCGAAGACGCUUGUCCCAGCUGUUGGAUGGGCUGAGUGGCGUCAUAGUCCACGCGGACGAUGUGCUCGUGUGCGGAAGGGACAGAGCAGAACAUGAGAACAAAGCACUGGCGCACAGCAGUUCUGACCAAACUCCAGGAGACUGGCCUGACACUAAAUAAAAAAUGCACUUUUGCACAGUCAGAGGUCUUGUUCUUGGGACACAAAAUCAGUGCAGCUGGAAUAGAGCCGGACCCGGAGAAGAUCAGCGCCGUCACAGAUAUGCCCAGACCCCAGAAUGUGGCUGAAGUCAGGACCUUCUUAGGCAUGGCCACAUAUGUGGGUAAGUUCCUCCCACAGUUUUCAGAUACAACCAAAUCCCUGAGAGACUUACUAGCCAAAGAGAAUGACUGGUCAUGGGGUCACAUGCAACAGGUGGCGUUUGACAAAAUCAAAGGAGACCUGGCCUCACAGAGAGUGCUGGCCCAGUACCGUCCCCACGCUAAGACAAAGGUAUCAGCAGAUGCAUCAUCCUUUGGGCUAGGGGCAGUCCUCACACAGAUGCAGGACAACAUGGAGUGGCGUCCAAUAGCAUAAUCUCCCGAAGCUUAUCUGACACAGAGCAAAGGUAUGCUCAAGUGGAGAAGGAGGCGUUGGCAUCACAUGGGCAUGUGAAAGACUCAACCAAUAUCUUAUUGGCCUGCAGUUUACAGCAGAGACUGACCACAAACCACUGUUGGCUCUGUUAGGGACAAAAGCACUGGAUGACUUGCCUCCCAGAGUUCUGCGCUUCUGCCCCAGAUUACUGAGGUUCACCUACAAGAUGGUGUAUGUGCCAGGGAAGGCACUGAUCACAGCAGAUGCACUCUCCAGGGCCCCAAUUAAAUGUCCAUUAUCAGAGGAGGAGCAAUGUCUAGAGGGUGAGGUACAGGUGUCCAUUAAUGCAAUAAGGGACAGUCUACCUGCAUUUCAGACCAAACUGCAGCAGAUUGCAGAGGAGCAACAACGAGAUCCCAUCUGCCGACAGAUAGUGCAGCAGUGCAAAAAGGUAUGGCCCGGGCAGGAGGAACUGCCUCAGCUGCUGAAGCCCUAUUGGGUGCACCAAAGUGACUUCCACUGUAAUGGAGACCUUCUCAUGAAAGGACAACGGAUAGUUAUCCCAGAGACUCUACGAGCAGAAAUGCUAGACAGAGUGCAUGAGGGACACAUGGGGAUAACCAAAUGCAGACUGAGGGCUCAACAGGUGUGGUGGCUUGGUCUGAGUACUCAGAUUGCCAAGUUGGUGGCCCAGUGUGAGGUCUGUACAAAAUGUCAACCUUGUCAUCCGGAGCCAAUAAUGGCAACGGAGCUGCCAAAACGGCCAUGGCAAAAGGCAAGGGGUCGCUGAGGUCCUGGUUACAGAUAACGCUCCCCAGUUCUCUGCAAGCUCCUUUUCUGUUUGUGCUGCAGAAUAUGACUUCACACAUGUGACCAGUAGCUCCUACCAUGCACAGAGUUAUGGUGAGGCAGAGAUAGCUGUGAAAACAGUCAAGGGACUGCUGAAAAAGAACAAGGAUCCAUACAGGGCUCUGUUAGCUUACAGAGUUACACCACUGCAUCAUGGGCCGUCUCCUGCCGAGCUCCUGAUGGGCAGGAGGCUGCGUUCCCCAUUGCCUGUCUCGCCGGCUCAGCUUAAACCCCGAUGGCCUAACAGGAAGGCCUUCGCUGAGAGGGACAAACGGCUGAAACAAACACAAACUGGAGACUUUAAUCGGAGACACCAUGCUACGGAGAGGCCAGAGCUGACCUAAGGUCAACGUGUGUGGAUUACAAACUCAAAGACACCAGCAAUAGUGCGGAGGAAAGCAGAUGCCCCACGCUCCUAUGUGGUGGACACAGGCUCAGAAGAGGUACGGAGGAACAGAACACACCUCAGAGCUCUUCCAGAUCUACCAGCCACACAGGCUGAGGCCACAGAAAAUGCACAAAAAGAGGGUGAAGGAGAGAGAAUGCUCACAGAGCCACAAGCGCGCCCAAAAAGGGAUGUGAAGCCACCAGAGUGGCCGAAAGACUAUGUUACGUGAAGAGAAAACAUACUGUUGGGGACCAUACCCAGCAAAAAGAGACUGUACCUAAGUUAAUGUUCAUACUGUGUGAUUUAAUGCUUUCAUACUGUUUCAGGAUGUGAAGUAGCAUGUUAGAGAAUAAUACUGGUUUCCAAAUUGCAUUUCAGUUAUGCUUCAGUGGUUAUGCAUGUUGAGUUCUUGUUCAUGGGAGAGGGGAAGAUGUAGUAGGAUGUCCCUUGGGGGUAUCCGUACCUAUGUAUGACAUGCAAAGGUUAGGUUAGUAAACAUGCUGGAGCUAGAACCUCGUUGUCGUGUGUCCUUAUUUUAGAUAAUACUACAGUCAACACUGCACUAGGACUGUUGUCCAAAACGGGUGUUAGUUGCAGAAGUAAUAAAUAAAGAAUACAAGUUGGAUUGGGAGACGUGAUGAAAGAUAGAUGAAAGAUGUGAUAAACAGAUAAUUGCAAGAGAGAACAAUGUCCAUGUCAAUCAAGCAUAUUUGUAACAAAGUCAAAGUUCACUGCCUGCCAUAAACAGCCGGUGGACACGUAUACACACUCCCUGAAAACGUUUCACAUUACAGGGUCAGGAACAUAGUUUGUUCAUGUAGACUCGAGCUGCUCUCUGGUAGAUUUAACAGCAAGACCCUAUUGACAUUGCCUGUGAUUUUGAGCAGUAGGCCUCUCUACCAGCCAGAGGACACAAAAUUCCAGGAGGACACAAAAGUACGAAAAUAUGCCUCCAAGUUUGACAGCUGCGCUGCAAGAGUGGGAAAGUCUAGAGAAAGAGUAUCAUCAGACUCAGGAGAGCCACCGGCUAUACUUGCAGAAACUAGAUGAAGUUUCCAAGCUGCAGAGUAAUUGCUCUUCGUCUAUCGCCCGCCAGCGGAGUAGACUGAAGGACAUGUCUCAGUUAAUGAAGAAAUGCAAUAAGGAGAGACUGACAGAGGAGGAUGUAAAAACCUUGGAUGAAAUCAAGGAGCACAUCAAGGCAAGACCCAACACUUUCUUUGAAAUGGAGGCUUUCCUUCCAAAGAAAAAUGGGCUGUAUCUCAAUCUUGUUCUGGGCAAUGUAAGCGUGACUCUUCUGAGCAAACAGUCAAAAUUUGCCUACAAAGAUGAAUAUGAGAAAUUCAAGCUGUACCUCACAGUUAUACUGAUCCUAUUCGCCUUCAUGUGUUAUUUCUUUGUGAGCUACAGAUUUGUUGACGCAAUCCUCAAUUUCUUGCUGGUGUGGUACUACUGCACCCUCACCGUACGGGAGAGCAUCCUCAUCAGCAACGGGUCCAGGAUCAAAGGCUGGUGGGUUUUCCACCAUUACGUCUCAGCCUUUCUGUCUGGAGUCAUGCUGACAUGGCCUGAUGGAUACCUGUAUCAGAAUUUCAGGAACCAAUUCCUCGCCUUCUCUUUGUAUCAAAGCAUGGUUCACUGUAUGCAGUACUACUAUCAGAGCGGCUGUCUGUACAGACUAAGAACCCUGGGAGAAAGACACAACAUGGACCUGACUGUGGAAGGAUUUCAGUCCUGGAUGUGGCAAGGGCUGACAUUUCUUCUGCCCUUCCUGUUUUUUGGUCAUUUUUGGCAACUCUACAACGGUCUCUCUCUGUUCAGGAUGGCUCGGCUCCCAGACUGUAAAGAGUGGCAGGUCUCAAUGUGUGGAAUCUCUUUCCUCAUUCUGUUCAUGGGCAACUUCCUCACUACUGUUGCAGUAGUCCGCACCAAGCUCAAGAGCAAGGACCAGGCAAAACCCAAGGGUCAGUGAGAUGAAGAGGAUACACAGAAACUGCAUCCACUGGUUCAUCCCAUAGGAGCAUCUCCGGAACAUUUCUAUAAUCAUGGCUCAUUUACUAGUGAUAGACGAUCAUGGGCAGUAUUCAAUGAUCCUCUACUUUGGUUGCUUUGGGGUUGCUACUGUUUGUGAAUUGGUUAAAUAUGAAGAUAGUUUCUGCUCAAUAUACUAAUGGCACAGCAUUUCAGCAUGUUUAUGGUGUGACUUAGACAUUUUAGAAAAAUGAAAAGGAUAGCAGAAUAGUCAGUGUGAUUGUGCAAUAACAUGGCCUCUUAUUUCUAAAAUAAUAAAUUAUAUACUGUGGACCUAUCUCAUACCCCAUCUUCAGAUGUGUGUGUGUGAGAGAUACCACAUGGCAUGA
Messenger RNA from Salvelinus namaycush (lake trout), 4631 nucleotides. RefSeq names its product ion channel TACAN-like. Gene Ontology annotation, biological process: fat cell differentiation. Gene Ontology annotation, cellular component: membrane. The transcript is spliced from 13 exons. The record is from RefSeq and is a predicted model, not a curated record. Bases 3218 to 4243 code for a protein of 341 amino acids. Lineage: Eukaryota; Metazoa; Chordata; Actinopteri; Salmoniformes; Salmonidae.